CUUGACCGAGCAAUUGUUUCUUCUUUCCUUAAGCAAUGGUCUCCACUCAGCUUGUUUCCUCUCCACUUCUGCUCACACUAGCCUACUCCUUUCUUUUUCUUCUUCAACCCAAUCCGAGCAAUGCUAGCUCGCUCAAAAAAUGUAACUUUCUUAAGAUUUAUCAGUUUGGUGACUCGAUUUCUGAUACUGGCAAUUUAAUUCGACAGAAGCCAAUCGGGGCAGCCACUGUGUACGCUAGGCUUCCCUAUGGCGAAACUUUUUUCAAGCAUCCAACUGGUCGUUGCUCAAAUGGUCGGCUCAUGAUUGACUUCAUUGCUCAUGCGUCCGGCCUUCCGUUUCUUAGUCCCUACGAGAAAAAAGAUGGGGACUUCAAACAAGGGGUAAACUUUGCUGUUGCUGGCGCCACUGCCUUACCAAUGGAGGUUCUAGCCAAAAUGAAUAUCGCAAACCCAGAUACCAACAGCUCACUCAAAGUGCAACUGGAUUGGAUGUUUGGAUAUUUCAAUACCUGCAUCAAAGAGAGAGAUUGCUCAGAGAAGCUAAAAACCUCUCUUUUUAUUGUUGGAGAGAUUGGAGGGGAUGAUUACAACUAUGCAUUUCUCGAAGGAAAAACUAUUGAGGAGGUAACAACCAUGGUACCUGAAGUUGUCGGAGCUAUAAUUACUGCUGUUAAGGCAAUUAUAAGUUAUGGAGCUAUUAGGGUGGUAGUCCCAGGCAAUUUUCCGAGAGGUUGUUCUCCCCUCUAUCUAACAGCAUUUCAAACCAGUAACUCAACUGCCUACGAUGAACAUCAUUGCUUGAAAGAACUCAAUAGCUUCUCAAAUUACCACAAUAAACAGUUACAGGAAGGCAUCCAAGAAUUGAAAAGAGAGUAUCCUAAUGUAGUCAUUGUGUAUGCUGAUUACAACCAGGCCUUCCAAUGGCUUUUGAAUAAUGCGCAAUAUCUUGGUUUUGACAGCAAAUCUACGCUCAAGGCUUGUUGUGGGACUGGUGGUGAUUACAAUUUCAAUCCAACUAGAAUGUGUGGAGCUCCUGGGGUUCAGGUUUGUCAGCAUCCCAAGAAAUACAUAAGUUGGGAUGGAAUUCAUAUGACAGAUGAAGCAAAUAAGAGGAUGGCUGGAUGGCUCAUUGAUGACAUCUUGCCCAAGCUCCGGUGUUUUGUUUAAGUUGAUCAAUACUACGUACGUGGUUGUUUAAUUUGGUUUACAUUUACGAAAAUAAUUCUGGCACUCCAAUACUUUCUUGUAAAUACUCUCUAAAAUUUAUCUGAGCAUGUUUACAGGAAA
Rhododendron vialii is the source of this 1286-nucleotide messenger RNA. Its product is annotated as acetylajmalan esterase-like. The transcript is spliced from 5 exons. Lineage: Eukaryota; Viridiplantae; Streptophyta; Magnoliopsida; Ericales; Ericaceae. The record is from RefSeq and is a predicted model, not a curated record. The coding region runs from base 36 to 1166 and encodes 376 amino acids. Gene Ontology annotation, molecular function: hydrolase activity, acting on ester bonds.